This is a messenger RNA of Oncorhynchus gorbuscha (pink salmon), 2231 nucleotides long. Its product is annotated as sodium/potassium-transporting ATPase subunit beta-1-interacting protein 3-like. Gene Ontology annotation, biological process: regulation of sodium ion transport. The transcript is spliced from 6 exons. Lineage: Eukaryota; Metazoa; Chordata; Actinopteri; Salmoniformes; Salmonidae. The coding region runs from base 159 to 698 and encodes 179 amino acids. The record is from RefSeq and is a predicted model, not a curated record.
CAUCUCGGCCAGAUUUAUUCCACCUCCGCAAACCACAACACGUCCACGCACCAGAGCUUGUUUGGAUAUAGGACUAUUAAAUUUGCCCCUCUGAAUUUACUAAAAGUCAUAUUGCGGUUUCGAUUCGCGUAUUUGAAACCUGUUUCCGCAGAUAGAUAAUGGGGUGCUGUUCAGGACGAUGUAUGCUGAUCUUCUUCUGCACUCUCCAAUUGAUGACAGCAUUGGAGAGGCAGGCAUUGGACUUCCUUGGAUACCAGUGGGCUCCCAUCAUGGUCAACUUCCUGCACAUAAUUAUGGUUAUCCUCUGCCUCUUUGGCACCAUUCAGUACAGACCACGCUAUGUUGUUCUAUACCUGCUGUGGACAUUACUAUGGGUGGCAUGGAAUGUCUUUGUGAGCUGUCUCUACUUGGACCUGGGAGGCCUUUCCAAGGAGAGCGACCUGCUUUCUCUGGGUGUAUCCUCACACCAUUCAUGGUGGAAAGACAACAGUCCAGGCUGUGAUGACAGGGGCCUUCCUGCCACUAGAUGGCAGAGUCUGGAGAGCCCAGAACUCAUCUCUGCUCUGGGAUGCUGGCUGGAAUAUCAAUACAUAGAGGUUCUACACUGCAUUGUACAAGUCCUAAUCUCUUUCUUGGGAUUUGCCUACGCCUGCUAUGUGGUCAGCAUCUUCACAGAGGAGGACAGCUACUAUAAGUAAAGAUUUCAAGUGGGUUGAAAAUGACUGACAGACAAGGAGGGCAGAAGAGGUACAAGAGAGUGGAAUAUCUCCAGUCAGUGAAACAGAAGACAUUCCCACAAUGCUCACAAAACAUCAUUCCUCUGCCUACCAGCACUCUUAAUGCAUACUAGAGUAAACCAGCAUGAGUUCUCUGUUUAAUGUAAUGAUGGUCAAUACUAGCUUAAUCCCAGAUCUGCAAAGGUGGAAAGAGUACAGAAAUAUCCUACUCAAGUAGAAGCACUGUUAGUUUAAUGACAUUUUAUUAAAGUAGAUGUCAAAUUACUGGUGUAAAAAACUACUCAAUAAAAUAAAAAAAGUAGCAAAUUUAAAAUAAAAGUAAAAAUAAAGAAGUUACUUUUCAAAUAAAAACAUUGACUUGAUACUAAUUUCGCUAAGGUUACCUGAAAGUUGUUAAACAUGAUCUUUUCCAUGCAUUACAUUAAAAAGAAAGAGAGGAAAUUAAUGUUCAGUGCAAGGAACUAGGAAGUAAGUUCAGUGCCAUAAGGAACAUCUGCAUGUAAAAAAACUAAGAAUUUGUCAAAAUUAUACUAUUAAUAUUAGAAAAUAAAGUAAACAUUCAAAGUGUAUUUAUGAUUUUAAAAAGCAAUACAAAAUAAAGUGCCUAAACAAUAAAGUUGACAGACUUCAAUAUACUUCAGACUCCAGAAAUAACAAUGUCUAAUCCUGCACCCAUUCAUUACCCCUUCGUUACUUGUUACUUGUCCAUGGGACCGGGUGACAUUCACUCACUCCCCCAUUCACACACACUCACUCCCCCUCUUUCCACUCACUAAAUCACUCACUAAAUCACUUGCUCACUCACUCACUAAAUCACUCACACAAACACACACACACACAAACUCCCUCUUUCACUCAAUUACCAGGGGUGGAAAGAGUACUGAAAUAUCCUACUCAAGUAGAAGUACUGUUACUUAUAUAACAUUUUACUCAAGUAGAAGUAAAAUGACUGACUUUGAAAAAAUACCAAAAAAAGUACAAGUACUUGGAAAAGCUACUAAAUUAUAGUAAUGAGAGUAGUUGUAAUUAGUUACUUUACACCUCUGCAGAUCUGUUUGUGUUUUUGCCUGCUCCAUUGUCAUUGUCAAGUUGUUUGGCAUAACUAUUCCUAGUUGGCAAGAGAGCAGAAACAGACUGGCACCCAGGCUAGGUCAAUACAGGUACACUCAGAACAAUACUGAUACUUCUGACAUAACAUGUAUCAGUGUGAGGAAAUAGUAUUCGUUGUAUUAUGACAUAAUGGCACUUUGUAAAAAUAAGCAAUUAUGCAAACAGUUGAAUAUGGACCGAAUCCUAUAAUUGUGUGUCCUACAUUGAUGUUAAUGAGAGAUUUGCACGAAAACUACAGUCACGUGCAAAUUAUCAAAGUUAUGUAUACAGAUUUCAAUUUAGGAUUUGGACCUACACUACCGUUCAAAAGUUUGGGGUCACUUUGAAAUGUCCUUGUUUUUGAAAGAAAAGCCAUUUUUUGUCCAUUAAAAUGACAUCAAAUUG